This is a messenger RNA of Pogona vitticeps (central bearded dragon), 2609 nucleotides long. Lineage: Eukaryota; Metazoa; Chordata; Lepidosauria; Squamata; Agamidae. The record is from RefSeq and is a predicted model, not a curated record.
GUUUUCUUUUUUUGGUGUUCGGCUGUUACUGUACUGAGAUUUCUAAUUGAACUGCCACAACAGUUGUUGUCAGAAACUGGAGCAAACCUAUGUUACGGCACACCUUUACUUACAGUAAAUGUCGAAUUUCAAGGAAACGUUUACGAUAUUGUGGAAGAACAUUCUAAACGCAUCAUGCAUUCAACGAGCAUGUUCACAAAUCCGUACGCCACACAAGUCCUGAGGACCAAAAAGAAUGAACUUGUUGAAGGCAUAAACAACCCCGAUCACCUUUUGAGCUGGCUGAUAGAAAACGGGAUUUUGACGCCGGACAAAAGAAUGGUCUUGUCUUACUACAGGACUCGAACAGCAAAGAAUUCCCGGGUUUUGGAUAUCUUGGCUUCCCAAGGUGAGCGAGCUUGUAGGCUCUUUUUUUAUCCCUGUCUGAAAGAGAUCGAGCCACACUUGUACAGCAGUAUGAGGAACUAUGUGAGUGACAUCAACGGGAAAAUUGGGGAUGCCAGAAGGCAAUUAAUAGGCUACCUGCUUGAGAAAGACAAAGAAUGGGUUGAAAAGGGCAAGGAGACUCGCCAAGUGAAAAAAGAUAGUCCUAGACAGAUUUUGGUUAGACCAGAAAAGCUAACUGGGGUCAAACAUAAAGAAAAACAAAUUUCAGCAGCAGGGAAAUCUGCAGGCAAUGAUUUUAAUCCUCUUAGUAUCUUUGAUUCUGUGGCUAAAGGUGCUCUUUCUGAUCUGGAAAGAUAUUUAAAGGAGAGUGAUGUUAAUGCAGUGAAUUCUGCACAUGAAACCCUGCUCCACAUUGCAGCAGCUCACGGUCAUGCCAAAAUUGCCAACUAUUUAAUCAGCAAAGGUGCCAAGCUGGAAGUAAAAGACAAAACAGGGAAAACUCCAUUGCAUGUGGCUGCCGAGAGAGGUCAUGAUGAAGCUGUGAAAACAUUGCUCCAAGCUGGUGCCAACAUAUACAGCUUGGAUCAAGAAGGCAAUACUCCACUCCAUUUGACCUGGCAGAACCACCAUACAGAUGUCCUGAAGACCAUCCUAGAAGAAGAGAGAAGACGACACAGGAACCAGCACAACUUCCUGCACAUGGGUGCCCUCAGAGAUGACAGCAGCCUCAUACAAACACUUCUAAAGAAUGGUGUGUUCGUGGAUGCUAAGGAUGAAAAGGGGCAGACUGCUUUGGGCUAUGCAGUGUCUCAAGGAUUUGAGACGACUAUCAAGGUAUUGCUGGAAGCUGGAGCCAAUAUAGAUUCCAAUAUACUUGAUUUAGCCUUUACUAGCAACAAUCAAUCAGUUUUUGGGUUACUGUUGGAAUACUCCAAAGGACUUUCACCUAAUACUAUGGUGUCAACUCUCUUUAAAGCCAUACAGAAAGAUCUGCAUGGCAUUGUAGCUGCCUUAAUUCAAAGAGGUGCAGAUGUAAAUGCUCUCAAUGAAAUGCAGUACACGCCAUUGCUUGCGGCAUGUGAAAUGGGGAAAACGGAGUCAGCCAAAGUUCUAAUGGAAAAGGGAGCCAACUUGAAGGAUAGGACCCCCAACUCAAGCAGUGCUUUACAUCUGGCAGUCGAAGCUGGAGCCACAUCCAUCGUCAAGAUGCUCCUGCACAAUGGGAUGGAUCCUAACAUCACAGGUCCAGAAGAUCAAAGCCCCCUCCAUGUUGCUGCACUUCACAAUAAGGGGGCGUUAAUUGAACUAUUAAUUGAGAGAGGAGCUAAAAUUGAUUCAGUCACCAAAGAGUUACUCACUCCAUUGCACAUCGCAAGUUAUCAAGGCUAUGCUGAUGUUGCUCAAAAGCUGCUAGAACAUAAGGCCAAUGUCAAUCUUAAGGACAAACAGUCAAAGACACCUCUUCAUCUUGCUGCUGAAACAGGAAAUCCUGCUAUGGUGGAGCUGCUUCUUAAUUCCAGUGCUGAUCCCAAUGCAACAGAUAAAGCGAAAAAGAUUCCUCUUCACCUUGCGACAAUAGGAGGCCACCUUCACACAGUGAAAACACUUUUAGCUGGAAAGUCUAGGUCUGGAGCCAAAGACAUGGAUGGUUGCACCCCAGUGCACUAUGCAGCCAUUGGUGGGCAUCUGGAGAUACUGAAAGCUCUUUUGGUCACUGGGAACAAUAAAAAUAUCAGUGACAGAAAUAUUUGGAGGAAGACACCACUGCAUCUUGCAGCAGAACAUGGGCAUGGCGAUUUAUUAAAUUACCUGUUGAGCAAUGGUGCAGCUAUCAAUGCCUUGGACAACAAUAAAGACACCCCAUUGCAUUGUGCUUGCAAAGCUGGCCAUUUUAACUGCGUAAGCAUACUGGUAAACUGGUCUGCAGGAGAAAAAGCAAAUCUACAGGCCACCAAUAGCUUGAAGAAGACUCCGCUUCAAACAGCAGAAUCUAGCUCAAGUGCUGGUCAAGCUCAAAUCGUUACUCUUUUGAAAAAGAAAAUGUUAUUGAUCAAAUAAAUGGACAAAGACGGAACUAAGUACUGUAAUAAGGCCACCUACUUCCUACUUUAGCCUAAUGCUGGCCACUACUCCAUCGCCAAAAAGGAGGACAAGGAAGACAAGGAGCACCAGAAAAGAGGACGUAUCUGCCUUAAGUUAGCACAUACUAAUUUUAAACAAAU